AUGUCUGACAAAGGCUACACCUACAAGAGCUCAGGCACUAACAGAGAGGGCAAUCACUACUGUGCUCGCAACUACGGCUACGGUAGUGAAAUUGCCAAUUCCAAUACAUAUCAUUACUCAAAUCGCGACGGUUCCUACUACUACUCCAACCCCAAUGGCUCUACAUACUACAACAAUGGCCGGGGAGGUUCAACUUACACUUCUCCCAGUGGGACUCGCUCUGGGCUGUUUUAG
This is a messenger RNA of Diaporthe amygdali, 234 nucleotides long. RefSeq lists its product as uncharacterized. Lineage: Eukaryota; Fungi; Ascomycota; Sordariomycetes; Diaporthales; Diaporthaceae. The coding region runs from base 1 to 234 and encodes 77 amino acids. The record is from RefSeq and is a predicted model, not a curated record. The transcript is spliced from 5 exons.